UUGUCAGCUUCUGCAGACUGGUCUGUGUGUGCACAGCACAGCUUUCUUCCCUGGCUCGGCUCCUCCUCAAGGAACCUGAAAUGUCUGUCACAUUUGCUGGAUGGGGUACAUUUCUGGAUGGUAAAAGAAAGCUAAGACAUGGUCAGGAGCCGAAACGAGACAACUCCUAUACAAUGUUCCAUGGAAGUCAUAUAAAUAAUGCUAAAGCAAUAAUUCAAAAUGGUUUCAAACCAUCAGCUGAUGGGCUUUUAGGAGCUGGUGUCUAUAUCAGUAGGAAUAUCAGUAAAGCAAUGAAUUAUCCUCUUAAUGCAAGUGAUGAUGUUCGAGUGGUUUUUAAGCUUAAAGUACGAGUAGGAACUGUAAAGAAAAUUAACACUGAUAAUCACCCCCUUCAGAAAACCUGGCAUCAACAUGGUUAUGACACUGCUUGGGUGCCUCCCAACAGCAACAUCUCCUCCAUAAGGUCCGGACGAGAAGAAGACUGUGUCUGGGAUCCAAAGAGGAUCACCGUCAUCGACAUCGCCUACUGCAAAGCUAAUGAGACCAAGCAAUGCUUAAGACAACUGAUUAAACAUCAAGCAAAUGGAGAUGCACGUGCUAAGGGAAGUAUGGGAUACUGUCAAGUCUGUGAAAAUGAUACAAAGGUGUUCCACCCUGUUGGAAAGUGCUGGGAAUGUCAAAAAGUUAUCUGUCCAUUUAUGACCAAGCAUAUCUGUAAGAAAAAGAAAAACAUACAACACUAAAACUUUCAGCAACAUCGGCCAUUCUUUGAAAUGUAAUAACAGGCAAAAUGCUAGUAUUGUGAAUGCCAAAAAAGAAUGUGCAAAGGUGGAUCAAAUCAUGAAAGAAAGAAAUGUGCUAAAGUGUAAACUCAGAUGUGUUUUUCAGAUUUUUUUUUUUUCCUUAUAUGGUGCUUUUAAUGUUCUGCCUUAUUUCAAAUAAGUGUGUGCUGCAUUAAGCAGGUAUGCACUACAUAAUGCUUGGGGCUGGGGGGAUUCUUCCUAAAUUUUGUGAGAUCAGAAAGUAAACACACUGCCCAUGGGAAAAACUUCUGCAAUACAAACAUACAGUUCCUUAACACAUGUGGACUAUAUUUUAGAAAAAAAUGACAAUAUAUAACAGAAGCCAAACAAAUGAAUGAAAUGUUUAACUGAGUAAUAAGGGUUAGAAAUUGCUGUAAAACCUCUGUGUUUAAAAAUGAGUACUAUGAAUGAGUGUGUGUGUGUGUGUGUGUGUGUGUGUGUGUGUGUGUGUGUGUGUGUGUGUGUGUGUGUGUGUGUGUGUGUGUGUGCGCGCGCACAUGUGUGUGUGCAUGUUUGGUUUCUGUCAGUACACAUUUUAUUCUUAGUAUAUGAAGACCUCAGCAGAGA
Molecule: messenger RNA, 1370 nt
Organism: Protopterus annectens (West African lungfish)
Lineage: Eukaryota; Metazoa; Chordata; Ceratodontiformes; Protopteridae
Exons: 2
Coding region: 81-743 (220 amino acids)
Cellular component (GO): cytoplasm
Molecular function (GO): NAD+ poly-ADP-ribosyltransferase activity
Source: RefSeq, a predicted model, not a curated record